Geodia barretti is the source of this 2159-nucleotide messenger RNA. The record is from the annotation of a GenBank genome assembly. Lineage: Eukaryota; Metazoa; Porifera; Demospongiae; Tetractinellida; Geodiidae.
GUACCUGGUGAAGCUAGUCCAACAGUUGCAGCUCCUACCGUCCCGACCAGGGCUAGUCUGCUACCUUGGGGGUUACUGACUGUGCUAGCUGCGUCUCCAGAUACGCAGACUAGGACAUGUAGGAGACGUUCAUGUAUUUCGUACGACUUCUGGGAGGUUCAGGUGUUCCACGCUUGUCAGGCUGCAUGCAAACAGCAGGGGCAACUUCCACAAACGCCUUGCUGGUCAGCUUAGCUCGUUUUUUUUAUCAACACAAGAUGAUGAUUUCCGUUUAGCGUGCGGAAGGCGGCGCGCGCGUUCAAUUUAUGACAUCACAUCCGAUUUUGGGUGCGGUCGACGUCUAGUCUCGCUGCGCGCGAUUCUCUUUGUGUGUGUGGGCAGGUUUUGCUGGAGCGAAGACGAGCGUGUGAGAGAUCGGAAGAAAACCAUGGCCGAAGGUGCAGGUGGAGCUGUGACGCAGCAGCCGCGCAGCAAGAAGAAGGAGCUGGAGGAGUUCGUGCGAGAUCUGGAUCCACUCCAAGUGCAAGAAUGGAGCGAGCAUGAUGUGGUGGAGAAGUAUCUCCGACCCAUCAACAUGGAGCACCUUGCCAAGCUCUUCACUGAGAACAGAAUCAACGGUGCCGUCCUCAUGGCUCUAGAGGAAAGCCACCUGAAAGAGAUAGGGGUGACAAUGGUCGGUGAGAGGAUCCUGUUCCUGGAGUACCUGAAGCUACUCAAGAAGCACAAGAGGGACGCAGACCGCUCUCGCUCUCUCUGGACCGCCACCACUCCCUACCUCAGUCUGGCCUACCACCGCAACUGUGGAGAGUUCUGUUUCCACCUCUGUUGCAACUGCUGUGUGCCCACCACUGAAUGGAGGGUCACCGGACAGGGAAUCAGGUGGAGGAAAAACAGAGCUGCCAUCAACUGCUGUGGAGACGUGGAGACGCAGUUCAUUGACUACAGGUUCCUGAAGGACCUGGAGAUCCGCAAGGACCCCAAGUGCUGCUGCUGCUGUGUCGGGACCGAGCUCCUCGUCUACGCUGACGACAAAGACGCUGUCUCUGUCCGUCAAUCUAAGGCCAGUGGUGGCACCACAACAGACGCGGAGCCCGUCUCCAUCCUCCACCCAGAGGCCGCUCGUGCUGAGAGCAUCGUUCGCAAUGCUUGGGCCGACGCUAAGCUUGUUGCCGACUAGCUCCCUGAACUACUACAUACUAUGUACAUAACAUAGAGUGCUCUGAGAACUAAUAGAGCAGAGAUGUAAAUGAGAGAGACUUUUGGACUGACUGUUUUCCAGAGUGUUUGUAUAUACUAGAGAUGUCGUUCUUGUGCUUCCUCCUGUGCCGCUGCCAAAGGUCAAUAAUAAAAGCCUUGUGCUAAUGAUUGGACAUGACGAGAUUGGGAAUGCCAGGCUGCUACGCUGCUUCAGGCUAUGAAUAUCAUGAAUAAUUCAUGACUAUGCUAACGCUAUGCAAAUCAACUGUCAGUAGACGAUCUUUCACGUUCCCUGUGGAAAAGUGACUAGAGCGAGAUUUUUUACUUCAUUUCUUCAUCAACAGCUAUCCUUAUAUGAUCCAAGUGUCUUGCAACCUUAUAAAACUGUUGGAGCUCUUAUAAUACAGGAAAUAUGUUCUCCCCUUGAUCAUUUUACACUGGUACCCCACACACGUUUGAGAUGUCAAAUUAUGUGGAAAACAAAGCUGUCUUUAGUGAAUAGAACAGCAGAUUUUCACAGGUUGUCUUUAUGUCUCUCCCCUCUUAUAUAUCUCUUUAUUUCUUGUCUCUCCCCUCCCCUCCACCUCCUCUCUCCUCUCUCCGUCCAUUAUUUCCUCCCCUGCAGUGUUCGUCAGUCACAGUCUACCACUGUGCAAGCCUCAGCGAGGGGCUACAGUAGCGUCGACUCGGAGCCCGUCAUAAUCCGACAUCCCGACAUCCCCAAGGCAGAGAGCCUCAUCAGGAAUGCCUGGCAGGACGCCAAGCUUGUCGCUGACUGAGCCCCGCCCCGCUGGACAGGGGCACCUUGCAAUCAUGGACUGAACUCAAUUACUUCCUAGCUUCAGGAAUUCAUGUACAUAAUACCAUAAGUAGCUAUUCAGACCAUUCAUGGCUUCUGGCUUGUGUUACGACCACUCCGGGUGUCUUCGCGUCUUGAUUAUGUAAUAUUUGCGCGUGCGCAA